Messenger RNA from Strongylus vulgaris, 528 nucleotides. The record is from the annotation of a GenBank genome assembly. Lineage: Eukaryota; Metazoa; Nematoda; Chromadorea; Rhabditida; Strongylidae.
AUGUUAUCUCUAAGUAAUUUUUUAUCAAACCGAUGGCAUGAAAGAUGCGAAUUUGGGGGAGGAUCUCAAAGUUUUGAAGAUCAAGUGCAACAACGCAACAUUGUAAAAACAAGUGUGGACGGAACAGCACUUUACGAAGCUGUAGCUGCCAUUUUUAUUGCUCAAAUGAAUGGCAUAAACUUAUCCUUUGGUCAAGUUAUUACUGUCAGUCUCACUGCUACACUCGCUUCAAUUGGUGCUGCAUCAGUGCCUUCAGCUGGUUUAGUAACGAUGUUGCUAGUGCUUACGGCUGUUGGCCUGCCUGUAAAGGACGUCUCAUUGAUCGUUGCUGUUGACUGGCUACUAGACCGAAUUCGUACUUCGAUCAAUGUGCUCGGGGAUGCUUUCGGUGCCGGCAUCGUCUAUCACUACGUCAAGGACGACCUCAUCGCUCAUGAUCGCAUUCACCCAAUGCGCAAUAUGUCAAUAGCAAUGCCCCCACCAGGUUUUACCUCCAAUGAUAGCAAAGUUCACGAUGGUUUGUUUUAA